CCCACAACAGUCCACUGUCGCCUUUCCAACGUGCAACAACACAAACGAUAUUUAACAUAUAAGAAUCAAUAAAUUCUGUUUUAAAUUUUGAAAUUCACCAUGGAAUCAACCGCACCAGAUAUGCCACAGCUCGUGAAAGUCCGUCUGAUACCGGCGCAAACAUCCGAAGAGCUCAAACGACAUAUUGUCGCAAAUGUUGUGCUGGAGAGUCGCACUUCGGUCGUGCCAUACAUAGACGAUGCCAACAGUGUUAACAAAGUGACACAGAAACAAUUGGCCAGCACAGCAAUACCACCAAAAAUUGGCCAUAAACGUUUGCGUUUUUAUUCGGCGGGACCGCGUACCUAUCACACCAAGUGUCCGCUAUGUGAGCAGUAUGGUGAUGCGGCUGUGAUGCGUGCGGCAGGUUUAAAGGAUGCGAGCUGCUGCCUGUCGACUUUGUCCUGCUUCUUCCCUAUUUUCUGGCUCUGCUGCAUAUGCACUUGGUGUGGCUGCAAUCGCGAGUGGACCACCAAAGGCAUUUACUGCAGCAAAUGUGGUGGCAAAUUGGGUAUGCAACAGAGGCCAAAAUGAAUGGUAUGGAAAUAAUAGUAAACG
This is a messenger RNA of Ceratitis capitata (Mediterranean fruit fly), 597 nucleotides long. RefSeq lists its product as uncharacterized. NCBI's taxonomy places the organism in Eukaryota, Metazoa, Arthropoda, Insecta, Diptera, Tephritidae. Bases 100 to 573 code for a protein of 157 amino acids. The transcript has 2 exons. The record is from RefSeq and is a predicted model, not a curated record.